AGUAGUUGGUUAUGUUACCCACUCGGCCAUUAACUUUUGACGAUUAUAACCGAAUUUAGAACGCUUCUACCUGCCACAGGGUGGUCUGGCCAGAGUGUCCCGACAGGGUGACUCCCCAGGGACACGAACACGCGCGGUACAAGGGCAAUUAAUGUUUUGGCCGACUGGGUCUCCAUGGCAAUCAGCCAAACCAAUCCGAAACGAGCCGAACCGGAAGACCCUUUCCUUGUGGCGCAUAUAUACCUGCCAGUCGAUACAGAAGAGCAGAAGAGCAAACCGCAGCGGUAGAAUCCACAGAAUAAAUCCGAGGAAAGGAGGUAGGCGGGAGGCACAAAUUAUGGGCAUAGAAAAAUUAGAUGGCAUGCAGACGAGCCGAGAACUGGGACCAGGUUCGAACCCAGAACCCAGAAGAAGCCGGGAGUGCGGAGAGGGGCAGGGAACCGCAGGAAGCAGCAGCCACAUUCCUGGUGCCCCUGGAUUUCGGUAUUCGGUCUUCGGCGGGGCAGAGGAACGACACGCAUCCGGUUUUGAAAUUCCAGCGGUCGAGGCUGAGCAGAAGAACCCGAAAAAAGCAACCACGCCGAGGAAUUCAAACACUUGAAUCGCACACAGAUACACAGUGCACUCGAAACAAUACUUUGCACUUGGACCUUUGGAAAUAUUUAAUAGAUCCCUUAACUAAUUAAGUAAUAACUAAAAAUUAUAUAUCCUAGGUGAUAUACCAAGUAUUUCUCGGGAAGUGCAAGCCGAAAGCGAAGGACGCGGAGCGAUGGCUUCGCUGGCGACACUGGAGCUGGACUACUUCAGGGCGGUGUCCCUCUUCCGCCGCCGCUCUUACGAGCGCUGCGCGGAGCUGUGCAACGCUCUCCUGCAGGCCGGUCACGAUGGCCACGUCCAACUGUUCGCCACCAAGGAGGAGGAGGGCGAGGAGGUGCCCCAGAAGCAGCAGCAGCAGCCACAGCAGGCGGAGCACAGCAGAUUCGGUAGCAAUUUGCAACGCAUUGGCCCCAGGCCACGGGGAACGGGAGCGGGUGCGGGAGCUGGGGCAUCGGCAGCAGGAGGAGCCGACUCCGGGGCAUCCAUCAUGAUGCCCACUUGGCUGAUGGAGGGCGUGUGGCAAUUAAAGAUGCGCGCCCUAACGCAGCGCGUCUACCUCGACGAUCUGGAGGACGAGGCCGGGGAUGAGGCCAUCGAGGAAGUGGAGUUCGAGCGCAUAGCGACCGCCGCUCGGCCGGGGAGCAGCAUUAAGACCGCCUUCCAGCCACGCCCCCUCACCAGCCAGAGGGCGCAGCAGGCGAGGAGCAGGGGCGCCGGGGUGGCCCACUCCAGCGACGGUCGCCUGAACAGCUCCCGACCGGGAUCUGCGGCGGUGGCUCGCCCGGGAACGAGUCUCAGUCGCCCGGGAUCCUCGCUCGCUGGCGGAGGAAGGCCCGCCUCCCGCUGCGGCACCGCCUCCAGGAUCCGCGCCACCUCGGCGGCGGCCUUCAAUGUGGGCGACGCCACCGCCAAGCUGUACCAGGCCUCCCGGCUCAAUCCCACCAUCUACGCGGAGCGGGAGACCCUGGUGAAGGCGCUGUUCCAGUUCCUCUACUACCACGAGGCGGACGUGCAGAAGGCCCACUCUUUGUGCCAGGCGGUCCUCGAGGUUCAGCGGCAGAAGCCCAGUGGCUCCUCCUCCUCCAACUUGUCCUGGUGGUGGCAGCAGCAGAUGGGCAGGUGCCUCCUGGCGCUCCACUAUCCGCGGAGGGCGGAGCCCUUCCUGCAGCAGUCGCUGGCCAGCUUCCCCCACCCGGACACCUACCUGCUGCUCUCCAGGCUCUACCAGAGGAUCAAGCAGCCGGAGAGGGCUCUGCACCUGAUCGGCGGAGUGGUGGACACGCGACCCUUCGACGUCACCUACCGCCUGGAGCAGGCGAGGAUCCACCAGGCCAUGGAGCAGCAGGAGGACGCGCUGCAGCUCUACAGAUUGGUGUCCAGGCUGCAGCCGAUCAACGUGGAGUCCCUGGCCAGCAUUGCGGUGGGAUACUUCUACGACAACAAUCCGGAAAUGGCGCUGAUGUACUACCGAAGGAUCUUGUCACUGGGAGCCCACUCCGCCGAGCUCUACUGCAACAUAGCCCUGUGCUGCCUCUACGGGGGUCAAAUCGACUUGGUGCUACCCUGUUUCCAGAGAGCCUUGGCCAUGGCCACCCAGCCCGAGCAGAAGGCGGACAUCUGGUACAACCUCAGCUUCGUAGCGGUGACCUCUGGUGACUUCAACCUGGCCAGGAGGUGCCUCCAGUUGUGCCUCACCUCGGAUGCCCAGAAUGGCGCUGCUCUGAACAACUUGGCUGUGCUGGCUGCCCAAGGCGGCGAUAUCAUGGGGGCCAAGUCCUACUUGAACGCAGCCAAGGAUGUGAUGCCCGAGGCCUCGGAGGUGACCACCAAUCUCCAGUUCAUGGAUGCACACUACAAGCUUUAGAAUUUAAACAAGAGUAUAUUAUUCUUAAAGGAAAUAAACGUAAUAGUUGGAAAUCUGCA
Drosophila ficusphila is the source of this 2520-nucleotide messenger RNA. RefSeq names its product tetratricopeptide repeat protein 8 (gene BBS8). The record is from RefSeq and is a predicted model, not a curated record. Gene Ontology annotation, biological process: non-motile cilium assembly. Gene Ontology annotation, cellular component: non-motile cilium; ciliary basal body; BBSome. The transcript has 4 exons. Bases 770 to 2461 code for a protein of 563 amino acids. NCBI's taxonomy places the organism in Eukaryota, Metazoa, Arthropoda, Insecta, Diptera, Drosophilidae. Gene Ontology annotation, molecular function: protein binding.